UUUGUACGGUCGUAAAGAAAUUUUUUCGAAAAGUUUGUUUUACGGAUUGUCAGGAAAUAGGGGAAGAGAGAAGAGGAGAGAGAGAGAGAAAGCAAUUCAUCGAAUGGAAAAGGCGUCGUCACUUCUCUUCGCCGGAACCCACUUCGACCGGAAGCGCUUCGGCUCCGACAUCGCCCGCUUCAAGCCGAAGGAGCCGCGGCCGCCGCCGCCGCCGCCGCCUCCGGAGGAUGCCAGAAAAGAAGAAGCAGAGCCGCCGGGGUCGCCGGAGAAGAAGGAGAAGAAGAGGAAGCGGAAGGACAAAUCCUCCGCUUCCGCGGAGAUCGUCGAGGGUUUCAACGUGUUCGGGUGCUCUGGAUCCGUUUCUUCUGUGAGAAACCCUAGAUCCGGGGAAGCGGAUGGCUCUAAUACUCAUAGGAAGGAACUGGCAAGGGAGAUCGAGAGAGCUUCGAUUCUGCGGAAGAAGCAUGGGAUUCAUAUUUCAGGUUAUAAUGUUCCUGCACCGCUUGAGAGUUUUGAAGAACUGAGUUCAAGGUAUGGCUGCAAAUCCAAGUUGUUGCAGAACUUAUCUGGACUUGGAUUUAAAGAACCUACACCUAUUCAAAGGCAGGCUAUUCCAGUGCUCCUCUCAAGGCAAGAGUGCUUCGCCUGUGCUCCAACAGGUUCUGGCAAGACAUUGGCUUUUCUAUCUCCAAUCCUUAUGAAAAUUAAGCCAGGAACUAAGGAUGGUGUAAAAGCUGUGAUUCUUUGCCCUACGCGAGAAUUAGCUGCACAAACUACAAGAGAGUGUAAGAAGUUGGCUAAAGGAAGGAAAUUUUAUAUCAAAUUAAUGACUAAGGACCUAUCUCGAUCUGGUGAUUUUGAAAAAAUGCAUUGCGACAUUCUUGUUUCAACUCCACUGCGGUUGGACUUUGCUUUGAGGAAAAGAAAGCUCAAUUUAAGUAGGGUGGAGUACCUUGUCUUGGAUGAAUCAGAUAAGCUAUUUGAGCUUGGAUUUGUUGAGCAGAUUGAUUCUGUUGUUAAAGCUUGCUCGAAUCCUUCAAUUAUUCGUUCUUUAUUCAGUGCCACCUUGCCUGAUUCUGUUGAAGAACUUGCGCGUUCAAUAAUGCAUGAUGCAGUUCGAGUCAUUGUGGGUAGAAAGAAUUCUGCUUCCGAGUUGAUCAAGCAAAAACUGAUUUUUGCUGGAAGUGAGAAGGGAAAGCUUCUUGCACUUCGUCAAAGCUUUACUGAAUCUCUAAAUCCUCCAGUAUUGGUGUUUGUUCAAAGCAAAGAAAGAGCAAAGGAACUGUACAAGGAGUUAGCAUUUGAUGACAUUAAAGCUGAUGUGAUUCAUGCGGACCUCACUCAGCAGCAGCGAGAAGAUGCUGUCGACAACUUUAGAGCAGGAACGACGUGGGUUCUGAUAGCAACUGAUGUCAUUUCACGUGGCAUGGACUUUAAGGGCAUCAAUUGUGUUAUAAACUACGAUUUUCCCGAGUCAGCUGCGGCUUAUAUUCACCGGAUAGGUCGGUCGGGAAGAGCCGGUAGAACUGGGGAGGCAAUUACGUUCUACACUGAAGAGGAUAAACCAUUUUUACGGAACAUAGCCAAUGUGAUGGCAGCUUCAGGAUGCGAAGUUCCUUCAUGGAUAAUGGCGUUGCCGAAGCUCAAACGCAAAAAGCAUCGUCCGACGAGAGAUUCAAUCUCAACUCUUCCCGAAGACAAUGAAGAAUAAAGAUGCAGUGUGCUAAGCGAGCACCAAAUAUAAUAACAUAUUUUCCACUUCCUCAUCAAAAAUUUUGUAUCUCAGCCUAUUACAUUUGUAUUUUGACGCAUAGCUGCAGAAUAACCUCCCCUGAUUGCCGUGCUUUUACUUAUAUCCGUCACAUUGAUUGUUGGUGAUGCUAUACGUAUGCUUAUUUAUUGUCUGAGUUAUACAUGUUGAUCUAUUUUUUCAUGUAAAGCAUUUGAAAAAGCAUUCGAGGACAAGUACUUUCACUAUUGCAAUGGUCAAUUUCUUACAA
Molecule: messenger RNA, 2000 nt
Organism: Ananas comosus (pineapple)
Lineage: Eukaryota; Viridiplantae; Streptophyta; Magnoliopsida; Poales; Bromeliaceae
Product: DEAD-box ATP-dependent RNA helicase 57-like
Exons: 11
Coding region: 104-1711 (535 amino acids)
Biological process (GO): maturation of SSU-rRNA
Molecular function (GO): ATP binding; nucleic acid binding; RNA helicase activity
Source: RefSeq, a predicted model, not a curated record